UGGCGGGUAGAAGAUAACCGCUCCAAAGUGAAGAAGAGGACAAAAAGCGGUAAGGAUGCCGUCCCUGGAGCAGCGCAAGCGGCCUGCGGCGUGCGGAACGGGCUUCAACGUGCGUCUGUGGUGUAAUACAGAUCCAUGCGGCAUUGUGUGUGCCAUUAUCUCGUGGUUCCUGGUGCUGUACGCUGAAUGCACCGUCGUGGGUGUGGUGGUGUAUCCGUGGAUGGGUUUGUCACCUCUCGGUCUACUUCACAUCGUUAUCUUCACGGGGCUCUGCUUCCUGGCGCUUGUAUCACACGGAAAAGCCAUGAUGACGGACCCUGGCGCUGUCCCCGAGUCGGCACUUCCUCUUGCGCUAGCAAAUGCUUCUAAGGACGAGAUUGCAAGACUGGAGGAGCAGAGGUACCGAACGUGUCGUCGGUGCCGCCAGUUUAAGCCAGGGAGAGCGCAUCACUGCUCGAUCUGCGAUCGCUGUGUCAUCAAGAUGGACCACCAUUGCCCUUGGGUGAACAACUGCGUGGGGCUGGGCAACCACAAGUUCUUCCUGCUUUUCAUCUUCUAUGUGUUCGUGCUGUCAGCGUAUGCAUUGACGCUUGUAUUCUUCCGUUACGCCAAGUGCAUCAAUGAGUCGUACGUGGCAAAUUGCAGGUGUCUACAAAACAUUGAACUAAUCGAACUGUCGUUGUGCCAUGCUGUGAUGAAGCUGCCCGACGUACGGAGCUAUCCGUGUUGUCUGCUUGAUCCUGGAGGCCGUGCUCUUUGGCCUCUUCACUAUGUGCAUGAUGUGCGACCAGUACAGCGUCAUCACCACAGGAACUACCCAGAUUGACCGCCUGAAGGGCGAGAGCGCAGACAACCUCGGCCUGCGGGAAGUGUUCGGCGGCUCGGACUGCAAAUUCUCCUUGCAUUGGCUGCUCCCAGUGAAUAUUUGGUUUCCAACGUAAGGCUGUCUCGUAGUGUACUCAUUGACCGAUACUUGCACAAUACUCACCGUGGCGUUUCAUCUUCUACAUUUUCAGAUCUGUCAAGAACCAGGUACUGGGCUACGUGCUCGAGCACGAGCUGAUUUUUUCUGAGGACGAGGCUUCGGAAAUGGACACUUUCCUUGACGACGACAGUGUGUCCGACACUACCAUCACCAUGACCACGGAAACGCUAGAGGGCGGCUGGUCCGUUGAGAAACGGGUGCCAGCCAGUGAAGCAGCUGACGUCGUGUAGUAGGCGAAGAACCGAUUCAUAUAGUAAUAAGUCUUGGCAGUGAGAGUCACUAGCACAUUCUUGUAGCAUUCGACGUUGAAAACUGCUUCUUUUCUUUUCUAAAUGCCAUCAUUUGUCACGCACGACCUGUGUAGCUCCAGUGGGUUGCUGUUUCUUGCUCCGUUCGAGUUGCUGGAAGGAUCCGG
Messenger RNA from Phytophthora nicotianae INRA-310, 1400 nucleotides. RefSeq lists its product as hypothetical. The transcript has 4 exons. Bases 56 to 826 code for a protein of 256 amino acids. Lineage: Eukaryota; Oomycota; Peronosporomycetes; Peronosporales; Peronosporaceae. Gene Ontology annotation, molecular function: protein-cysteine S-palmitoyltransferase activity. Gene Ontology annotation, cellular component: endoplasmic reticulum; Golgi apparatus. The record is from RefSeq and is a predicted model, not a curated record. Gene Ontology annotation, biological process: protein targeting to membrane; peptidyl-L-cysteine S-palmitoylation.